Mycena citricolor is the source of this 621-nucleotide messenger RNA. The record is from the annotation of a GenBank genome assembly. Lineage: Eukaryota; Fungi; Basidiomycota; Agaricomycetes; Agaricales; Mycenaceae.
AUGGCGGUGGUAACUGAGGUGCGACACAAUGGCGGGCCUGCUGCGGCAAAAGUCACUGCAGACGAUGCAGGAGGGCUGGAGCCCUAUCUCACUCUUUCCCGCCGAAGUCAAGUCAUGAUCAACCGAAAUCUAUGGCAACAGCACGGUCUGGUCAAUGCAACGGUUGGAACGGUGGAAGAUGUGAUUUGGGCGCAAGGAGCCUCGACCUCUGAUUUACCGGAGGUGGUCCUUGUCUCUUGCAAGGACUACACGGGCCCGACGCUAUGGCAAACCGAGCCACAGCUUCCGGACUUUCCCGGGGGUGUUCCAAUUGUGCCGAUCCCUACCGUUAAGAGCACCUUCGAUGUGGGCGACAAGCAGAUGUCCCAUGUUCAAGUUCCUCUCAGACUGGCAUGGGCAGUGACGAUCCACAAAUCCCAAGGUCUGACCAUUCCGAAGAUAAAGCUCGGGUUGGGGAAGAAAGAGUUUGCCGUGGGAUUGACUUUCGUUGGGUUGUCGAGGGUGAAAGCAUUGGCAGACAUUGCUAUAUUGGGGCAAUUGGACUAUUCUCGAGUUCAUAAUCUCGGUGGAAAGAAUAUGCAGUACAGGUUAGACGACUGGGCUCGUAGAUACAGAAUUUGA